Aspergillus welwitschiae is the source of this 1926-nucleotide messenger RNA. Its product is annotated as putative pyruvate carboxylase. Gene Ontology annotation, molecular function: ATP binding; metal ion binding. Bases 1 to 1926 code for a protein of 641 amino acids. Lineage: Eukaryota; Fungi; Ascomycota; Eurotiomycetes; Eurotiales; Aspergillaceae. The transcript has 3 exons. The record is from RefSeq and is a predicted model, not a curated record.
AUGAGGGUCGCCAACAGAGGUGAAAUCGCCGUCCGCAUCAUUCAAGCCGCUCGCGAGCUCUCCUCACCCAUAGAAGUAUACGCCAUCUAUACCGAGGAUGACACCUCGCACUGCGACACAGCCCACCCGGAUCAUGCUCUCCUCAUCCCAUCAGUGGCAACCUACCUCGACAUCCCCUUCCUAGUGCGUCUAGCUCAGGACAAUGCCAUCGACGCCAUCCACCCAGGCUACGGCUUCCUAAGCGAAAGCGCGGACUUCGCUGCCCGCAUGCAAGACGCCGGAAUCACCGUAAUAGGGCCCGGCAGCUCAGUAUUAUCUCGCACGGGAGACAAGCUCCAAGCGAAGCAACUAGCCGUGGAGUGCGACGUUCCCGUCUUGCCGGCGAUGGCGCAGCCGACGGCAGAUGUUGCGGAGGUGCGGGAAUUUGUGAAGCAGGUGCAGUAUCCUGUUAUGGUGAAGGCCGUGGAUGGGGGUGGGGGACGGGGGAUUCGGCUUGUGUAUGGGGAUGAGGGGUUGGAGGGUGCGGUGAGGGGUGCGGUUAACGAGUCGCCGUCGGGGACGGUGUUUGUGGAAAAGGCGGCUGUGAAGGGGUGUCGACAUGUAGAGGUGCAGAUUAUUGGGGACGGGGUGGAGGUGAGGCAUCUGUGGGAGAGGGAUUGCAGUGUACAGAGGCGGUUUCAGAAGGUGGUUGAGAUUGCGCCGUCAUUGAUUGGGGAUCGGGGGCUAGUGCAGAGGGUGGUGGAUGCUGCUGUGAGGAUGGGGAGGGCUACAAGGUAUAGGUCGCUGGGGACGGUGGAGUUUUUGGUGAAUGAGGGGAGUGGGGAGUUUUAUUUUUUGGAGAUUAACCCCAGAAUACAGGUUGAACAUACGGUUACUGAAGAGCUUAUGAGGGUGGAUCUUGUGCAGGCUCAGUUAAAACUGGCGAUGGGGUAUACGUUUGCACAGCUUGGGCUUGGGGAUGUGGGGUUGGAUACUCCUAAGGCUUGUGCUAUUCAGCUCCGGUUGUGUGCGGAAGAUCCGAGCAAUCAGUUUGCCCUGAGUGUAGGGAAGGUGACUGAGAUGGUUGUUCCAAGUGGCCGUGGUGUGAGAGUCGAUACCCAUAUUCGUGCUGCUGGGGCGAACCCUGUUGUGGUAGGAGCGCAGUUGGACAAUUUACUCGCUAAAAUCAUUGUCACUGCAUCUACUUGGGAGGGAGCAGUCCUCAAAGCCCGGCGAGUGCUUGCAGACACUACAGUGGCUGGUGUCCGGACUAACUUGGAAUUGCUGAGAGGGGUUGUUGCUCAGGAAGACUUCCUUUCUGGAAGGAUAGACACACAAUGGCUGGAGUCCAGUCUGGACCAGGUGCUCCAGCAGGGAGCAAGUGUCUCACGAUCAGUCCGUACUCAGGGACCUGUGCAGGGACAGCGUCCCACUGCGUCGCCUAGUGUGCCUUCUUCGAAUCUUCUAUUUCGACGAGGAGAUGCAUGGUCAAUCAGCCUCACGCCAGUAGAGGCAUCUCAGCAGUCACAGCAACAUCGCCUCCAACUCACACGCGUGCUGCGGAAUGACUUUCCGACUUCGCUUGCAGCCGAUAUCGAGUAUCAGACGCCCAGUUCUUCCGGUGCCUAUCGACUAGAACUGGCUGCCACCUCGACCACAGCAUCUGCCCUCUUUUCAUCCGCUCAUAGACGCGGGGAUAUAAGUAAUCCACGACACAUUGUCCUUCCUUUAUCUGGAAAGUUAAUUGAAGUGCUUGUGUCUUCGGGGGAUCAUGUCGCUGAGAAUCAGGUGAUAGCGUUUAUAAAGCAGAUGAAGAUGGAGGUGGAGGUGCGCAGUCCGCGCGCAGGGCAAGCACAAUGGGUAUAUGAGAUGGAAGAUGAAGAAGAGGAUGUGGCAGAAGGGAUGCUGUUGGUGGAGUUGACUGACGGGUUGCAAGGGAAGCUCUAG